GCCGCAGAGGGUCCCGGUUGGGGCACGUGACUUUCAAGCCCCGCCCGGCCGGUUCCCGCCCAGCCAAGCAGUUCGGAAUCUCUAUCAAGAAUCACUCGGAGGCUUUGAAAACUCUAACGGCGAGACCUUCCCCUCCCACACCAGUUGAAGCAGAAUGCGUUAAGAUGGGCCCUUGUGCAAUUGCAGCGCGAGCAGGGGAGGAGCAGAGAAAGAGGGAAACACAGAAUCCAAAGCUGGCUCCGAGCUGUCAGCACAGAGCCCAACACAGGGCUUGAACCCACAGACCGUGAGAUCAUGACCUGAGACAAAGUCGGUCGCGAAAUCGUCUGAGCCACCCAGGCACCACUAGAGUGACCACCUUUUUAGAGAGCCAACCCUGGACACAGUCCUACCAGAUGAAUAACAUACUCCCUGAGUCAAUCAUGGUCCAGAAACAGACGAUCCUUCUGACAUAUCCUGAGAAGGUGGAUAGUAGCCUAACGCUACCUCACAAUGCCUACAUAAUACCCCUCACUUUACCUCAUCAUAGAAGCAUUUUAUCAUCUCACAUCAUCACAAGAAGAAGGAGCCCAGCCCAGAGCUGGGACACAUAAAGCUAUGCUUGCAUCAAACCUACAUGGAGCCCAAGCCUGGACACCAGCUUUUCUGCUCUAGCCCCGCACCAGCCGCGACCUGCUUCCCAUGAACCUUUGCUCCACGCUCCCGCGAGGGCGCGUGCUCCCUACCCAGCAGUCCUCGCGCGGCCCGGUACAGCGGACACCCAGGACUCCAAGAUGGCGUCGCCCGGCACCAUGCCAGCCCCUGAAUGUGGUCACGAUUACCAGUGAAAGAGAAGAAGCUCAUGGAUGUGAAGCUAGGAGAGCUGCCAGGCUGGAUACUGAUGCGAGAUUUCACCCCUAGAGGCAUUGCUGGCGCAUUUCAAAGAGGCAACAAACUUCCAGGACGAAUGUUUGAAAUCAUCUAUGCUUCCGGGCUGUGCAUGAUCAGAAUCAGUCCUGUGGAACCAGUGUCCUCAUUCCAAGAAUUAGACACCCACAUCACCCCACGGGGACCUGUGUGGUCUCCAGCUUGCUGGGUUACUACCGGUAUUACAACAAGUAUGUCAAUGUGAAGAAAGGGAGCGUUGCUGGAAUUUCUAUGGUGCUGGCAGCUUACGUGCUUUUCAACUAUUGUCGGU
Neofelis nebulosa (Clouded leopard) is the source of this 1177-nucleotide messenger RNA. It is a transcript of the gene ATP5MF, whose product is annotated as ATP synthase membrane subunit f. Gene Ontology annotation, molecular function: proton-transporting ATP synthase activity, rotational mechanism. The record is from RefSeq and is a predicted model, not a curated record. The coding region runs from base 806 to 1111 and encodes 101 amino acids. Gene Ontology annotation, biological process: proton motive force-driven mitochondrial ATP synthesis. The transcript has 9 exons. NCBI's taxonomy places the organism in Eukaryota, Metazoa, Chordata, Mammalia, Carnivora, Felidae.